UGUUGCUGUUGUUGCUGGCGGAGGACCGCCCGGACCCGAGCCGGACCGGUCCACAAGAAUUCACGACGAAGAAGACGAGGACAUCACCGAGCGGGAGGACGAGGAGGAGGACGAGGAUCCUUGCAGCUCGCCGGAACCCGACCUUGAAAACGACUCCGAACCCAUGGAGAUCCAAGCGUCGGCUGUCACCGCGGCAGCCGCGAAUCUCCACGCGCUACGCCAGCACGUAUUUAAAAUGUCGGAUUACUGGCAGCAGCCGCAACGCGGUCCGCCUCAACAUUCACCCGGACUACAGCACAGUCCCAUCUCAAAUUCGACGCACCAGCAGCAGGUCCAGCAACUGCAUAGUCCGCUCGGGCAGCAGCAGCAGCAGCAGCAACAACAGCAGCAGCAGCAGCAGCAGCAGCAGCAACAGCAACAGCAGCAGCAACAGCAGACUGCAGUUUCGCAGGUACAGCAGAACGCGAACGCGACCCUUGGCGGUCAAACCGCGAGUCCGCAACAGCAAAUGCAGCAGCAACAACAGCAGCACGCGUUGUCGAUGAAUCAGACUAAUCAAGGCCCGCAGCAUCAGUCUUCCCCAGCACCAACGACGCCGUCGCCGCAGGCAGAUCAUCAGGGCGCCAUUGCUUCCAGCAUGGCUCAGAGUCUGCACAGUCUCGCCCAGGCACAGACCAUGUCGCAAGCGUCGAGUCCGUCCUUGGCGGUUCAGGCCGUCCAGGCGGCUCAGGCGCUUAAUCAGAAUCUGGGCCAGGCGCUAACCCAAGCGCUUACGCAAAAUAUGCAGCAAAAUCUUGGACAAACCCUACAGCAUAAUUUGGCACAGAGCUUGACGCCGAAUCUGUCGCCGCAACAGCAACAACAACUGCUCAACCAACCGCAAAAUCUAAGCCAGGCGAGCCAAAGUCUACAACAGAACAUCCAAAGUCAAGCGCAAAAUUUGUCCCAAACGCUGCAGCAGCAGGCGCAGAACCUCACGCAGAAUCUUGGCCAGGCGCUCAACCAGCAAGCGUUACAACAGCAGGCGCAAAAUCUCACGCAGAAUCUACAGCAGGCGCAAAAUCUCACCCAAAAUCUUCAGCAGCAGGCGCUCAACAUGGCCGGUACAAUCGCUCAGAAUGGCGGUCUCGCCGGUAUGAACAUGUCGGGCAAUCAACAGCAGAAUUCACAGAACUCCAUGCUGAGUCCGGGUGCCACCAGCCAGGACUCUCACGACGCCACGCUCACGGAGAAGCUCGUCAACGAGUUGCAGUCUCGUGCCUCUGCGGCGGGGCUUGGAGGUGCAGUAGGUGCCGGCGGUGGUGGAGGAAUGGGCAACAUCAGCGAACGCACCCUCGAGGAAUGCUGGUCCACCCUGCAGCGAUUCUUCUCGCAGAUCUUCAUGCACAAGAGCGCGAUGCAGAUGCACGCGAGGGAGCUGAGCGCGGGUGCACUGACGGCGAGGCCCGGCGGCGGCGUCGCCGGCGGCCUGGCCGGUUUGGGUGUCGGUGUCGGCGUCGGCGUCGGACCGGGCGGCAUGAUCGGCAGCAACGAAGUUAAGCCGCACCAGUGCCAGCAGUGCCUCAAAUCGUUCUCCAGCAAUCACCAGCUCGUGCAGCACAUCAGGGUCCACACCGGCGAGAAGCCAUACAAAUGCAGCUACUGCGACCGCAGGUUCAAGCAGCUCAGCCACGUGCAGCAGCACACACGACUGCAUACGGGUGAACGACCGUACAAGUGCCAUUUACCGGACUGCGGGCGGGCCUUCAUCCAACUGUCGAAUUUGCAGCAACACCUGAGGAAUCACGACGCUCAGGUGGAGCGAGCGAAGAACCGGCCGUUUCACUGCAACAUCUGCGGCAAGGGUUUCGCCACGGAGUCCAGCCUCCGUACCCAUACGUCGAAGGUCAGUCAUUGUUCGAAGUACCCAUGGCAACGAUUAAAGGAGUUGCAACAGCGUGUUGUGUUCCAGCAACACGCCGCCCUGAUCGGCGGCCCGAACGCAACCAGCUGUCCAGUAUGCCACAAGCUCUUCCUCGGCGGCGAGGCGUUGAUGGAGCACAUGAAGCACACCCACAAGGACCCGAACGCCUCCGGAGUUGCCAUUCCCUCCGCUGACUGCACAACCUCCGUUGCCGGGGUUUACCUAGCGAAGCGACGGACCGCCAACCACCCAUGCCCAGUGUGCGGGAAGCACUACGUCAACGAGGGUAGCCUUAGGAAGCAUCUGGCCUGCCAUCCUGAGACCAGUCAACUUAGCACGAGCCUCAGGAUGUGGCCGUGCUCGGUGUGCCAAGCCGUCUUCACUCACGAGAGCGGUCUCCUGAGCCACAUGGAACAUAUGAGGAUGGACCCGAAGCAUCAAUUCGCGGCGCAGUACGUGCUGAGUCGCGCGGCCGCCGAGAGGCGGGAGAGGGAGAUUCUCGCGAGUUCGAGUUUAGGAGCGGGUUUGGGCGUGUUGGGGGGAAGUCAGUCGGGAGGCCCGCAAAAUUUGCAACAACCACCAAUGUGCCCGUCGCCGUCGGCCCAUUCCGACAGCAGUAGCGGCAACGGAAGACUGUCCUCGGCCGGUAGUGAACCUGAUUUUUGCGCAGGCACCGGUCUACUGAACAACAACAACAAUAAUAACAAUAACAAUAUGGCGUCGCCGGGACCGAGCGGCAACAAACUUAGCGAGAUACUGCGAACGGGAAGUCAACCGGGUUCGGCGCAGCAAUAUCACGACGAGAUGCAAUCGCAGCAACAACGUAUGGCUGUCAUGGCUGCGGUGUCAGCGGGAUUGCAAAAUUCCGUGUCGCCUAAUCUCUCGCCGGUUGACAUGGCGUCGUUGGCGGCGGCUAUGAGAAUGGGCAAUAACGGUGACAUGAGCGGCAGUACUCAAGGAUCGACGGGACCCCAGCAGCAGGGAGUGCAAGCGAGCGGACCGGAGCAGGCGCUAAGGAUGCACCAGGCGGAAGCUCUGCUCCGUUCCCAGGCCGAAGCUGCUCUGAGACUGGCGGUAUCUCAAGCGGCGGCAGCCGCGGCAAGUUCCGCGGUGGGCGGCGACGUGAGGCAUCAUUUGGGACAGCAUAACGGAGGCAGCACCUCCGGCAUGCCGGGACACCAUACGAAUCAACAAAUGUCCCAACAAGAUACUUUGACGCCGGAUCUCGAGUUGCGAUUCGCAAUGAAAGCUAACGAGACAUCGACGUUCGACAACCUUUCAGGAGAGGCGCUACGGCUACAGGAGCAACGAUUAGAGCAGGCCCUCAGGCUUCACGGCGGCGACCCGCGCGCCCUGAGUUUUACUCUGGCUCAGCAUGUCGUCAAUCAACAGAGCAAUCAGCAACCAUGAAAAUUCAGUUACUACUGAGACGAGUGGACCCCUUGGGCGUCGGAUCAGACGGCCCUGCAGAACGAGCGCAUGAACCAGCAGUCGCAAUCGUCGACGGAGCGCUCGACGCCGCUGCACGAUCAGCACCAGCAGCAGCAGCAGCAGGGCCCGUCCUCCAUCGGUCAUCAUCAACAACAGCAGCAACAACAACAGCAGCACCCUGAAGACCGUGGCGUCAAGAGGAAAGCCGACGAAAUGAUCGGUAACUCCGAGCACGCGUAAAAGCGAUUACAUCCCUGUAAUUCGCCCCUGCGCCCAAGUGCGGUCACCAGAAUUUCACUCGCUGUCUCAGCAGUACGAAAAAACGUCAAACAGAAGGACUUCGUGAGAAGGAAUUGUGUACUUCGGUGUCUUCCUACUCGGAUAGAACCGAUACGUGGCCGGGACCUCAGCCGGAAAUUGAUCAAGGGUGAUCACACCCUCGGUUGACGAACUCUCCGGAUGAGGCGCGCCGCCCCAGACGAAGGGAGGAGGAGGAGGAGGAGAGUGAGAGUAUACGUACGUGUAUAGCGAAACCGUUGCACGGCGCGAGGCGGACAGGAUCGCAGUGGCGACGGUCAUGUUUCUCGCGAUUCCCCGCGCGAUUUCCCGCGCGCGGUUCCGCGUCUUUGUUCCUACAUCGGUCCUGGACCCAAGGAUCUGCCGAACGGACUCCGCGACGGCGUUUUCGUACAUGUCGUCUCCGUUAGGAUUCUCUCAGGACACGUCGCCACUGCCGUACCGCCGCCUCGACUUCCGAAACGUGCCAUAAUAACUAACGAGAAGCUGCUUAAAAAAAAAAAACCAACAGCACUAAGUCAUCCCGGACGUCAUCCCGUUUCGGGGUGGUCCAGGGUGCACUCCAAGGUACUAUGAUCUUUUAGUACAAGAGCCGAUCGAGCGGCGCGCGACGGUACCGAGGGUCCAACGGGCGAUCCUCGACCGUUUCGUGCUGACCAGGCUCAACAAACCUAAACUAUAUAUAAAUAUUAUACAUAGACACGUCUAUCUCCGCUGAACCGCGCUUAAAAGGUUCCACCCCACUAAAGCCCCCCCCCCUAAAUCGUAAAAGCUCCCGUGAUGCUUAAAAAGCGAAUCGCGCACACACAUCAAUAACAUCCACAUAAGCAGGCUCAUCAGUGAUGCGUGUGCGUCGCGCGGUCAACGCGACGAACGAGUUUCACCACCAACGAGUGGUCGCGGACAUCGUCUCGCGUUAUACGGUUGUUAAUUAUAUAUACGUACCGAAAUCCCCUUCUCCGUGUGUGUGUAAAAGAGACAGACGAACGACGACGCAAACCGUACGGACGUUCUCUCACUUGCGAUCAACGUUUCGCGCGCGAACGACGACAAAGCGACGUUGACAGCUCGCGGACGAGAAACGACGAACGUCGUCGUCGUCGUCGGACGUAACACGUCGGAACAGAUACGUACGCACACACACGAGAAUACACAGAUACACGUAAAUACACAUACAUACACAUAUGUACACAUGUACAAUACAUAUAUUACAAAACUCAUCAGCAGCACACUUUUAAGGUGAAGAAUAUAAUUGCGCGCAACUUGUGCUCGUCGAUAGCACGAAAACUAUUAGCUCAUAAGCGAACAAACAAAAUAUAGUUAUUACAAACAGUUAUAUUAUAUAUAUUAUAUAUACAUACAGAGUAUGAAGAGUAUGACAGAGACAAAAAAAAACGGGCGAAACCCAUUCACACUUACACGUUUAACUAAAGGUAAGUGCGGUAAGCGUGAAAGAGCGAGCAUUUUUCGUGAGCAAAGCACGCGACGAAGAAGAGAGAAAUAAAAAAAACUAAAUGCUAAAUAUUAUAUAUAUUAUAUAUAUAAAUAUUAUAAAUAAUGAAUAUAGGGUCUAUGAGACUAGGAUAGUUAGGCGAAAGGGAAAUACGAGCGAAUGCGGAGCGCGCGCCCCCGUAGGUUUUACGCGAUCCCAAGCAUUGUCGACGUGAGAAUGCGACAGCACAGGUCGAGAAGGUAGAGGAGGACAGGUGCGAACGCGAGAAAGGGAGAGAGAGAGAGAGAGAGAGACCGAGGGAAAGAACGAAUGAUGCGAAUGAUCGUACGAAUCAACGACCUUGGGACCGACGUAGACGCGCGGGCGCGCCGUCGAGCGAAUGGGCUGAUCGAGUAAACGUGAAUGCUUCGUGAGCAUCAAGGAGGAGCGAAUGCGAAGACGAGAGUGAGAUUUUAGAAUGGCGUGCUUCAGGUAAUCUGAGGUCCUGUGAUCGUUAUAAGCGAAAUAUUUUUUUAUUUCCGGGUAAUAUAAUCUGAAACGCGUAAAACUUCUUGCGUCGUUUUGAACUUUUACUUGCAAUAUACCCUUACGUUCUCGCAAUACUUAGGAUGAAGAAUAAGAAGAAGACGAAUAGGAAAUAAAGAAGGUGGAUGAACAAAAAAACAAAGGAACAAAAAGAAAAUGAUACGAAGAUGAGGAUGACGAGGGAGAGGAAGAAUAUGAAGAGAUAAAAGUCCGUAGGUUUGAUCGUGGAGCGAACUUUUAGAGACUCGAGCCAGCCCCUUUACCCUCCCCUGAAAUACUCCUUCUUCACGACGUGGCCCCGUCAAUCUCCAAAGCCGACCAAAUCUCCCGUCGUCCUGUCCACCUCUCCGAAUCUUUGACUAAGCUUCAGAAUCGUUCGUACUUUCGGUGGGGUUAUCUUUCGAUGAGACCAGACGAGAUGAAGACGAGACGCUGACCGUAAGACACACCGGAGAGAAUCACAUUUGACGUUUCGUUAAAAGAAAAUUUUUCGGAGCACAAAAACGCGAGUUUCCAAAAGAAAGUAAAAAAAAAGCCGACUAAAAUUUUAAGAAGUUGUUUUGGGGGGAAAGAAACGAAGAAAAAGGCUAAAGUGCAUUGAAAAGUCGAUGGGCAUUCACCUAUGACACGAUUCGAUUUUUUCGUUUCUUCGAAUUUGGACUAAUAGAGUGCGAAAUUGAUUGGUAGCGUGCCGAAAUUGUACACAUCUUUGGACAUCAACGUCGACCGUGUUACUGUUGUUGUUGUUGUUUCCUUUCAGAGACUCUCGACGAAACUUUUCCGUUUCUUGACCGGCUCAUUUUUUAACAUCACCCCCCUCAAUCCUCUCGCUUUCCAUCUGAAAAUUCUCCCUUCAUCUUGUUUCUCCAAAAUGUAGAUCUUUCAAAUUCAGUCAAAUAAAAUUUCGCCUACGAGUAUAACUGGCAAAAUCUUUUCUCUCGCCUACGUUUAGAAAUCACGUUUUCCGGGUGAACGAACUGUGAGAAAUUAUCUAACGUAAAAAAUUUUCCCAUGACGUAUGAUACGUCCUUCCCAUCUUUCAUGUCCAUUUGUUCGCCAAUUACGAAAAUAACCUAACGUCGUCAUCUUCGUUGAACGUAAAAGACACGCGCCGAGAAGCCGCCGGAUAGCCAGGCUUUUUGACCAUCGGGACGAGAGAUGAAAAGAUCACUAAAGAAUUCAUCGUCAAAGCUACAUUUAACGAUCGCACUCGCCUCGCGAUCGGAACUCGACGGAUACGUUUUCUUUCGAAAAGUUUGCAAAAUUGUCAACCUCUCGAAAGCGUUCUCCUCGCCAUUGGAAUUGAUAUUUCGCAAAGCUUAAAUUCGGAAAUUUUAGGAAAAUUUAUAAUCUUUUUCUGAAUUUACCUUGAUUUUUUUUGCGAGGGAGAAAGUAAAGUUAGCGAACCUCCUCGAGUUCCGGCGAUCGCAACCGCGGGUCGAUUCAUUGAUCGUUAUUAUUAAAGUUUUUGCGUUACAGGGCGUUUUUUCCUCGGAUUAAGUAGUAUGUAAAUACACCUUGAUAUCACAAGCAUAAACUGAGAAUUUACUGGUAACUUAAACGAACGUACAUAAUGCGAAAUAGGGUUAGUUUCUAUGUAAAUACCUAAAGCCUGGACGAGUGCAUACACCUCGUUCACGCAACCAAUGAUAAUCGUUUCUUAUCGAACCGGAGCUUCUGUUCGUUGUCGGCGCGUGUCCGUGACGAUCGGCGAUCGCUACCGCCCUCCCCGACCUCGUCGUCGCCCCGAGAGGGGAUGGAUUUCACAUCUCCGAGGGAGGGUCGCGUGCGGCAGCGUUCGCUGUCUCUCGGGCAUCACCGAUCGGGAAAUUCUUUUUUUUUCUCGACACUAAUACACCAUAUACACUUACACACAGACACACCACACGGCAUUGCGAUGGAUUGUACAGCUACAAUAGGAAAACGUCAAAAACACAAUCGUCGCACAUUUCGACGCCCACCCAACACCAUAGGGAUCGAUUUUUUCGAGAAAUUUUCACGGAUAAAAAAAUCGCGUGUUGCUUUUCAGAUGAUAAAAAAAAACUCGCAAACAAAAUGAAACACGUGGUGUAGGUUAGCGUAGGCAAAAGUUUGAAGCGCUUCUGUGCGAGAGAUGCGAGCGUGCUGCAUAAAAUCGAGAAUGAAAGAGAUAUUUGAGAAAAUCUGAAAGAGAGCGGAUGCAAAAUUCGAGUGCAAAAUAGAGAGAUUCGGAAAUUCGUUUAACAAAAAGGGGAAUGCCGGUCAAUAUCGCGCGGCAAGAUCGAGAAUGGACGAUUGAGCGAAUGAAAUAGAAUUUAGUUAGGCGGAGAGAGUUGUUAUAGCACGUAUCGCGCGGACCGAAGCGCGAAGCAAAUUCUCUUUGGAAUUAGCGGUGUCAUCCGAUAAUGACUUUCAGGUGAAUCGUAAUUUCAUUUCACGGUCCUUAAUCGAGAGCGUCGAGAGAUAUCGAGAACGGUGCACGAAACAGGUAGUAGGAGCGCGAAAGAGCGAAAUUAGAACGGAAUAAAGGAUGGAAAGGUCAGUGUUACUAGUUACCACCAUCAUCUCACCAUCACCAUUACAAAAAAAAAUUUUAAUAAAACAACAACGACAAAACAAUACAAAAACACUACCGCCACCAUCACGUCGAGAUCCUUCAUGAUGAUCGCGGUCACAUGAAACGAUUGACAGACGACUGUUUUCGACCGGUGCAUCCUGCCGUGCGCCGAGGGUUGCUUUUUCAAUCGGUAAAGCGAUCGGCGGGGUGGGUUUUCGCCGACUUUCCGCUGAUCGCGAUAACACCCCGCGCGAGAAAGAAGAUUUCCCGAGGCGCCGGCCCGUGCCCCGCGAACGUGUACCAUAAUUUUAAAUUUAAACGAAAGGUAAUGCAAAAAAAAAACACACACACAAGCGCGUUAAACAAUAGAUCUAGUAGUGUAUGUUCUGUAAUCAACUGAGAAGUAAGCGAGGAUAAAGAUAAAGAAAAGUAAUAAUAAUAAAAAAAUCGCGGGUCACCCCCGCGAAAAAAAGCUACAAAAAAAUAAUUUACAAAUAUAUUGAUUUACAUAUGCCCGUAACUCGUAAGGGGGUCGGUGGCGCAAACGCGCCCGCGUGAGAUUUUCGGGCCCUACGAAGACGAAGAAGAGAAGAGGAGAGGAGAGGAGAGGAGAGGAGAAGAGAGGAGACGGCGGGACAUGUACACGGCAUCCGCGAGCCGCGAGACGCAAGAGGCGAACUCGCGGCCAUAAAGCGGAAGCGGAUAAAGCGCGAAAGACCGUGGAAAAUCUAAGGAGAGUAACAGACGGUUGGGUCGUCCGUCUUCGUCGCCGAGAGAGGCGGCGAGCCGCGCAGGGAGAGAUGCGAAGCAGAGAUAAAAAAGCGGCUGUGAGCAGCGACGAGAUACGAAAGAAGAGACGGAGGCUCACAAACGCCUGACGACGGGAGAAUCCGGAGAGGAAAAACCCCCGAAGAAAAGAGGCGUCACGGACGACCCGAAGCCACAAGUGCCCGACCGUAGCCCGCUCGUGGAAACGCGACUAAGUAGUCGAAAAGGGGCCCCACAAUGAUGAUAAUUAUAAUAAAUAAAUAUAUAUACAGAGAGGUAUAUAUAUAUAUAUAUAAUAAAGAAAAUCUACAGCGCGACGUCGUCUGCAAAAUCGGCCCUACCCAUAAUCUUAAUCUCUUCCAUGUAAAUUUGCUAAAUGUUUAAAUAAUCUAAAAAGUGCCAUAGCCCGGAUGCGCUGGUGCAUACUCCCAGCGCAUACACACUUACAAAUACGACUCGACCUAACACGAAUCAAACGGAAAAUCCGCGGAUACGCGCGUGCAGAUGCGCCCGCGACCGCGGUAGAAUUGGUAAAGGAACAAAUACAGGUGACAACAGUGACAGGAACCAACGCAAACAGAAAACACCUCGCGAGAUUAGGCGCGAUAUCUCCCGCGCCGCGACGACACACCUUACACACAAGCUAAAUCGAAGUUGCCCUGAUUGACGAGCGUGCAACCCCGCGCGCUCAAACAUUUCUCAAUACACGAGCACGCGUGCAUGCGUGCGUGCGUGCGCGCGUGUUCACCCGCAUAAUACACUGUACAAGAAUACAAUCUUACACUUCCUACACACUUGAAGCACACUUUGUCUACACUUAAUUACACACUUGCUACGGAUAUGUAAAGCCAAUUAAUUUUGUAAAUUGUCCAAAAAAGAAUUUUUAAAAAGAUAUAUCGAUUCGGCCUCGGAACAACGUUAUAUUUUCGCGCGCGUCAUGCAGGAAACGCCGAUUCGCCUGAGAAAAGCUCGGCGGUUUCCUUUCUCUCUCUCUCUCUCUCUCUCUCUCUCUCUCGCGAGAGAGAGAGAGAGAGAGGGGGGAAGGCCCUCCUCGCUUCUCAAGCGGAGACGCGUUCUUCUCGGGCGCCGUUGGAAAAAAAAUGAUAUUGAUCGAUUUUUUCACGGUAAUUUGAGACGCAAAGAGCAAAAUUCGCGGCAUGAUGUGAAACGGCACACGCGUUUGUGCUCGUAGUGCUACGUGAUAAUAUGUAGAAACGCAGCAAAAUUUCGCGGCCUUUGGCAUACGUUUGGAUGCAGUACCGAUAAUGAACGUGUGCGUGCGUACUCGCGUGCGUACACGCGCGAGUGCGCACGCCCAAAACGCGUCCCGGACUUGACACGAGAGUACCCGGAUGUGACGUGUGGGCGGCCUCUUAGUCGGGCUUGAGUCCCGACGAUGGACAGGUGGCGAGGUGCCAGAGAAUUUCAAGUCAAUGACAAGCGAAAGAGGAUAAGAAAAAGAUUUGCGCGACAAAGUGGCGAACCAAGUUGAAAGCCCUUUGAUCGGCGAGAAAGAGAAAGGCACCUUGGAUGCCACCGCGAGAGAGACCCCUGUUUCCCCGAGACGCGAUAACGAAAGGUGUAAUAAUAACCACAUGAGGAACACACAACCAAGAGGAAUGUAGCAGCGGCAAUUGCAUAAGGGCCGUUGUUCAAGUGCGGCUUUACAAGCAAAAACCGUUGGUUUGUUUUCGAUCGGGUUUUAAUUUUUUAAUGAAAUAAUCUCACGACGCGCGGAUACAUAUCACGUACGAUCGCGCGCUCGCGCGCGCGCGCUCACGCCCAGCGCUAUGGAGUUUUGCCGGUGCAGGCAGCUUGUGAUUGCAGCACGGCGAUAUCCGUUGGGAUUGCAAACGGCACGACGCACGACGUAUGUGCAUAUUAUUCGCGGCAGUGUGUAUCGUAAGUGCGCAGCAUAUGAUAAAACCGACAGUCUAGCAGUGCGAGCGCCUCGGCGGCAUUCGCGUCUUCACGCGGUGACCCUGACCGAGCCUCCGUGAUUAAAAACCGGAAUAAGUUGUUUAAAUGUCCACUAUAUAAAUGAAAGAGCCAUAGUUGUUAAGGCGGUGGGUCCCGCCGUUCAGCGAGUCGAAUCGACCACCAUAUUCACACACGCACACACACUACACACGCGUUCGUCCUGGCCCCAGAGAGAGAACACUUCGAGAGAGAUGACGGCGGCGAGUCAACGGGGAAAAACGCGCGAGGGAGAGAAAGAGAGACAGGUACACACGGAGAUUUCAACGACCGCGAAAACUAUUUGGCAAACCGGCAAAAUUCUGAGGCUCCUGGCAGAUCGAAACAAUCAAGGUAGCCGAGACAAUCCGACUUGGAAAUUUGGCGUCUAAAUGCGACGUUCGGUAAGCAAAAUUAAUAACUUUAGUCCACAUUCUCGACAUUUUUAACAUUAAACGUGACUCUCUCUCUGAUUCCUAUUCUUAUCUCUCCUAAGGAGAAUUCUAUUGGCAUUCAGUGCCAAUCGAAGGGAUGAGAAUCAGGUGCCGUUAACGUUUAACGUUAGAUGUGUGACGAAAGUGUGGAUUCUUAUCUCGGCUACCGAGCGGAUGGGAAGAAUGAGAGAAGUAGGGAAAUAUCGGGAACGGAGAGCAUCCAGAGACUCCAAACCUUAUCGAAUCGAUCGAAGUCGUGAAGAAGUAGCGACUGCCAUGAUCCCAAUCAAUCCAUACAACAAUAGAUAAUGGUCGACGGCGACGAGCGUGCGGACCCAUCGCGCUGUCUCGUCACGGAUAGAUCGCGCAAACGCAACGUGCCGAUUAUCGGCUCGAUCGUAUCGCGUGGUCUCCCCGCGGCGAGGCGAUACUCUUUUCAAAAUAUUCUUCAUACUUCCGUUCAGGAGAAUGUGUUUCUUUCAACCUGAACCCGAGCAACCCCCCGCAUGCGUGCCCGAGGUGAAAAGCCGAGUCCGUUUAUUUGGCGUUAAAUCGACAAAAAAAAAAGGAAAGAGAACAACGAUAAUCGCGCGAAAGACGAAGUGAAAUUAUCGCUUGUGAAAAAUUGCGAAAUUUGUCAAAAGCGUAAAUACAAAUCGGCUUAAAAAAAAAAAAAAAAAAAAAAAAACAUAGAAACACGAAAACGUGUAAGAAACUACUAGUAUACCGUCCGCUGAGUGGGUGCCUUCGUCAGGGUUUUCCGUUACAGUAAACAAACAGUUCUCAAGUAUAACUCACAAUUAGUAGUGCUAUAGUAGGACAGUAAUCACAGUGUACCGCAGUUAAACAGUUAAAUAAGUAAGUAUACGGGAAGCACGUGGUCUUUUUCAGUGUCUGCAGAAUCUUGUCGUACACCAUCUACCGUUAAUCGGGUAGUGGCACGACCGGAAGUAUACCGGAUUCAUUUCGUGCGCAACUUCCUACCGGAACCUCUUCCGGACCCACGGUUUGGCUAAGCGUUUGCUCUCCCUCCCUAUGAUCCGAUUUUUUCGACAUUUCGAACGACCGAUGCAAAAAGAUUCGAUCGCGUUAUCGAGAGAAAACUUAUCCUAAAAGCAAAAUUUUUAAAAAUCUUCCCAACCUCACCAAACCGGUCGCUCGCAACCUUUCCUUUCACGAUUCAAUCGACAUUUAACAAAUAAAUAUGCUAAUAAGUGUACUAAGUGUCUGUAGUUUAGCCAACGUGUACGUUGUAUACUCUGAGAGAUAGGCGCGAGAAAGCUUGACGAAGAAGAAGAAAAUAGGACGCGAUGAAGAGAGAGAGAUAAGCGGGAGAAAGAGAGAGAUAGACGAUUGCACGGUGGAGCCAUAUUUAACUAACUGAUAACAAUUAAUUAAUUACAGUAAUCAUUCAAGACUUAAUUAACAGUUAACCGUACCGCAUACACACAUGAAUAAUUAUUAAUUACACGUACUCCAGUAUAUAAGUAAGAGCCGAGCGGUAGCGCCGCGCAUACCGCGCGCACCGCCUCUAUCCAAUAAAGAAAUCGCGGAGGCACUCACUACGGAGAUCAACGAGCGGGGACUCUGGGACUCGGGCGCGGAUCGGAGGGUGACCUGAACACGCGAGCCGGGAUUCCAGAUCGAAAUUAUCCGCCGAGUACUCAACAGUGGAAAAAAAAAACGCAAAAAGAGGAAAACGCCAAGUCCGACUCCUCGGACGAUCGGUUGUUUCGGCUUUAGGAUCGUUUCAGUUCGCUCACAACAAGAUCGCGACCGCGUACGUUCGGGCAACGCGUGUUCAGGUGUCCCGCACCCCCUGUUACUUUAUUGGUCUUUAAAGUGCAACGUUAAGUUAUUUCACUUACAGCGUUGUUUUUCUACACAAUACAAAAUACCCUACCACCCGUCCCUACCGGCGAACCAAUCCACUUCAUCACGCUCCCGCAGGAACAAAGCAUCCCCCUUCACCUACCGCCCCAACCACUCAUCCCCCAUAUACAAUGUUGUCUCACGUCCGUUCGCUAGAAACUUGGUUGCGAGUCCAGCGACAGAGCCACGCUCCGUCUCUCAUUGGAGAAAAUUAAAAAAGAUGUCGGGCAAGCUUUUCCAUUUUUAACAAAGAAGAAUUCUGGAGUUGGCUUAUAGAGAGAUUAUCGAUUUAGUUCUCAAAAAAUGUUUCCGAAAAAUUUCUGAAAAUUCUUUGCGAAAAUGAUUCAACUUUUAUUGUUAUUCUAACGGUGCAUUUCGCUCAAUGGGACGGAGCGCGACUUGACCUGGACUUUGAAAAAAAAGCGAACGUUAAGUUUCAGAAUUCAGACUUUUACGUACAGUUAGUUACGUAAGUAAUACAGCGCAAGUUAUCGUUAAUUUUUGACGCGCAGCCUCGUCGCGACGAGGGUGACUCUAAAAAUGUGCACGACCAUCUGCACAAAUCUUUCCGCGCCGAAGAGCGCGACGAGGAUGCGCGUGCAGGUUUAAUGGUAUCGAUUGAGUUUGGUCGAAGUCCCCUUUUGGGCAAACACACCGACGCACUUCCGGUCCCGCCGGCCAGCAGCGUUCGACAGAAAGGAAAGAAAGCAAGGGAGGGAGGGAAAAAUGAUCUCGAGUCUCCGAGAAGAUCGUGACAGAGAAAGAGAGAGAGAGAGAGAGAGAGAGAGAGAAAGGGGGGGGAAGAGAGGGACCGAUCCUCCGUUCGAAAUUCAAUUCUAGUCAAAAGAGGGUACAAAGCCGAGACGGGUGUCAGCUCGGACAGGCGAAAUCGGUACUUAUUUAAUGCGAGAAAGAAGAAAGGAGGAGACGGAAAGAAAGAGAGAGAGAGAGAAGAGAGAGAGAAAGAGAUGGAAAGAGGAGACUCGAGAGGAAAAAAUUUUCCAUGGGAUUGCGCGAGCGCAUAUUUCACUCGGCACGCAGAGAAAAGAUGAAGAGGGAAACAAAGAGAAUCGACGAAUUAAAAAAAAGGGGAGGAGAAGGAAAAAGAAAACGAAAUAUGGUGCUGGAGACGCAAUCUGUGGAGUCGGCGGGAUGGCGGGACCGUACACGAGGAAAUAUCCGCGUUGCUGACAAAACGUAGCCUCUUUUCGUUGUGUCAAACCGCCGGCCAGGAUCCGGGCCGAUCCUUGUAUAAGCAAAAAUGACAAACUUUCAAAAAGCAAAAAAAGAUGAAUGUACGGUGCGAAUGGAUCUUUCAUGAAGCUUCGAUUGUUGUUGUUCCGUCGAGUUUUUCCUUUUGCAUAUAAAGAUACCCACCCUCACGCUUUCCCGGCGAGGCUGCCGGGCGGGAUCUCGCACGUACGUUUCGAUACGCUUGAAGAAAAAUCGAUUCUCGAUCGGCGAAAAUAUGGCAAAAAGCUUGGAACGUAAAAUGGAGAAAAAAAGUAAAAUCGAAAACGAGUCGAGAGCCCGUCAAGCGAGCCCCAGCCUUUCGAUACCGCGGUUAACCUACGAUUAUUAUGAUUACUAUUAGUUAUUAAUUAUUAUCAUUAUUAUUAUUAUUACAAUGAGAUUGCCAGAGGGCAAUUGGAGGCGUAUUUUAUAGAGAAACAAAAGGGAGGGGAGAAAGAGAAAGAAAAAAAUCCAGGGAGCAAUGCCUCGGUUUAAAGUUCAGAUCGUCGAAGCCAUAAUAUGUUACAAAAUAAUAAUUUUUUAAGUGAAUCGACGAGAAGCGGUAGUAAGGGAAGAGAAGCCACGUUUCGAGAUUCUCUUUUUUUUUCUUUUCCUUCUUCACGCGGCUCCUUUUCUUUUUGUAAUUAUACACGUGCACACGAAACACGCGUACAUACAAAACUCACACUGAUUAAGUGCUAUUACGUUACUUAGGGAAUAAAUAUUUUGUACAAAAAGUAGAAAACGGAAAACGAUACCGCGUUUUCGAACAUUUAAUUCCUUCUCUCUUCCUUUAUUAUUAUUACUAUUAUCGCAAUAAUAAUAAUAAUUAUAUCAUAGACAAUUAGGCAUCGAAAUUUUAUUGUUGUUAACGAUCGCGCGAGAUUGGUUUUCAUUAUGUUUGUUAAUUUUUUUUUUCUUUUUAGUUAUGCGCGUGGUAUCGCACGACUGAGAAAGACGGAGAUGACGGAGGCAAAUUGUCGUUAAUUGAGAUUUAUAUGUUUUUCUUCGUUUUUCCUUACGCUAGGUAUAUCGAAUUCGACUCUCGUUUUCUCGAUCUUCUUUUUUUAAUUUACGUAUCGCGCAUGUGUAUCGCGCAUGUGUAUCGUAGAAGUUAUUCAAAUUUUUAUGUUCCUCCUUAUACCCCCCUUUUUUACGUACAACACCAGUGCACUUUCCUCGUUUAGAAGACGAAGAGUACGGGGACUAAUCUCGAUCUCACUUUACACGUGUAAAUCCCUCGUCGCCGCGGAGAUAAAUCAAGCUCGUUCGAAUCGACGAGUCGCGAGGAUUGAAUUUUAUUUCUUCCAUGUCCCACAUCAUACGUACUCCCUAAUCUUCUCUUCGCAACGUUUUCGUUCGCCGAACCGCGAGAUUAUUAAAGACCACGCUUUUAGUCUCUACGUGACGAUUACUUUCGGUCUCGCUAUGAGAGAGUUCCUAUUUAUUAAAGAAAAAAAAUUUAAUCGGUAAGAGAAAAACUCGGGGAGAGGGAGAAAAGAGGGAAAAGCGUGGUGGGAAACGCGACGUUCGGCGAGCGAGCUCGUCGAAUUUACGUUUGCUAGUCAGAAUUGGUUUAAAAACGAUGAAGCAAGCUAGAGAGAUUUUUACGGUUAGUUACUGUCUAUUAUUAAUUAAUUAAUUUGUUAAGCGUAGCCGUUACGUUAAUUAGCGCGCCCCCUCCCCCCACCUCUCAUCCAGUGCUGCACUCAUUCUGGGGUAAAGUAGGUCAACUUGCACACGUGCACGCACACACGCGCAUAUACACGCACAUAUAAUACACGCAAUGGUAUACAAACUACGGUUCUUUAGUUACUAUUCAUAUAUAGAUUGAGUCCUCGAUUUAUACGAAAAUUAAUUGCAGUCCGCCGAGACGUAAGGUCAUGUUAAAUUUAAGUCACACUUCAACUUAUUUUUGUUACGAUCUUCCUUUUUAUUUUCCUCUCAUGCCUUAGACGCAUACACUCACGCAGGUUUGGCCUGCCGCAACUAUUACAUAAUAGUGUAGUGCCAACACUACCAUCACUCCUACUAUUACACUUACUGCUACCGCUGUCGCUAGGAAAUCGUUAGUAUAUCGCUAUUAUUAUUAUUAUUAUUAAUUAUUAUUAUUAUAUUAUGUUAUAUAUUAUAUGUUAUUAUUAAAACAAUAUUAUUAAUUAUUAAUAUUAUUAUAAUUAUUAUUAUAUUAUCAGCAUCGUAUGUAUUAGAAUCCGUGUUGUAAACUGUUCUGUCUUCGUUCGCGUAUGGUACAUUAGGUAAAUCGAUGUGAUACAUGUCUAGUUCUCUUUAUGUCAAUUCGACCGUGAUUAGUUCCCUUCUUCACAUCCUUUUUUUGUUUCGUAAUUCAUCUUUCGUACAUGUGGUUCCUCGCGAUCGACGACGGCUUCUUUUGCCUGAGAGAGAGAGAGAGAGAGAAAGAGAGAGAGAGAGAAAAGAGGCAAGACAAUGUGUCGAAUCUUUAAAAUACGCUGACGAUUGUCACAUGGAGUUUAGGACACGUGCAUUUAUUAAAUUUUAUCGUUACCUACUAUUAUUACCUUGUCAAUGAAGUACCGGGCGUACAAACGCUUAACUCGCAAGCGCGGAGAAUGCUGUUACAAAAAUCUUUCUCUUUUUUAUCGUUCGACGUAUCGGAAUUUUGAAUAUAUGUUCAAGCAAAUUCGAUACUUCGAGAUAUAUUUCUAAGUAUAUAAAAAUAUGUAUGUGAUCUAAAGUGUGAAAUUAAUAUUACAUUGAUCUCGAUAUGGCGCGUUCGUACGUCCGGCGAUAUUCGUUAUUAGUUAAUGCCAUUAGUUAUUAUCAGUUAAUGCUAUUAGUACUAUUACCAUUAUUAUUAGUUAUCGCUAUCGACUCUUAAUGCGUCCCUUAUUGUCGAUCGGCGAGAUAACUAUUUUGAUUGCCCUUUCCGUCUCGAACGCGCUUCGUUUAAUUAGUUGCUGUCGCACUAAUUAUCCAUUCUCAUUAAUUAUCAAUAAAUUCGAGGACUUGGAAUUAAUUCGAAAUUAGGAUCUUUCGAAAGUGUUACAGAUUCACGUUAGAGAAAAAAAAGAUUUCUUUAUGAUUUUGUAUAAUGGCAAAAUAACACGUUGUUGAAAUUAAUUAUGCAAUUGUUACAUCUCAAUCACUCGAAAUUCUAUCAUUGUCGAAUUAAUGUGCGGCAGUAUCAAAUACGGAGUUAACCGAUCGAGACGGAAAGCGGUGUGCGCGAUUUGAGAUGGACGAUUAAUGUCCAAGAGGUGCGAUGACGAGCUAAAGAAACCAGAAAUCGCGACAAAGGAUGACGAAGCGAGAAGAACAAUUCUUCUCCUCGCUGGUCGUUCUGGUCGCGUUUUCUGGUUGCAAUUAGAGAAGCUAUGGGAUCCUCAAAGCACCAAUGCACGUCGCGAGCUACGUAUAUACAAUUUCGAAUUUCGGAAAUGAUUGACGCGCGGAAAAGAAGUACGGAAACAAAAAAACAAAUACAAUGUAGUAAGAAGGAGAAAGAGAGAGAGAGAGGGAGAGAAAGAGAGAGAGAGAGAUGAAGAGAAAGGAGGAAAGCAUGUCAUACAAUUAUAUUCAUACCAAUCUCUUUCGGUUACGAGCAAGUUCCGCAUUGCGUAGGAUGUCUCAUUGAUUACGAUGUGAAGAUUAAAUAUCUUACUAGAUGAGAACGAGAAUGGUCGAUGAUUGCGACUAACGGUGGAAGAGCGAGAUCCAAAUUGUGAAAUCGCGAGAGCCUUUUUGCACAAAAAUACGCAUUAUUUACAAACCGAUGCGUAUCUCUAGGAACGUUCUUUUUGUUAUUGUUGAUGAUGAUAAUGAUAAAUACGUCGAUGAAAUGAAAGGGUGCUUCUAUGCGAUGAAAGGAGCUCCGGGCACGCGUGGAAGGAAAAAAAUUCGAAAUUCGGAAAAAAAUCUAGUCUUUUCCCUACCACGUGCGCGACGAUCCGAUUCCGUCUCGCGUGCGUGGGCAGUGUUCGAUGAGAAUUCAAAAUUAGCGUGUAUCGAUAGCUAUUGGAAUCAAUCUUACUGGUCGCUCGAUCGACCGUCAAUUAAUCUUUCCGGGCAUAGCGACGACGGGCAAACAGCGACUGUGAGUAAAAACUGUCGGGGGCUUCGCUCUAAAGUUCGAGAGGCCCAUUAUUCUCACGUCUACGCGGAAUGCGAGAUACCAAUCCGAUUUCUUUUCAGGUUCUCCGGUUCGCCCUCCGUCGCUACGCUCUCCUUAGCCGAGAAACAUGCUCAAUUCUUGUCGAUCAGUCUCCACAUUUCGAUCAUGCUCCGUACUUAGGAUGCUCGAAAGAUGUGCUUGAUUUACGUGGCGCAAAAUUUGUUGGAAAAAGUAUACGACGCUUUCUCGAGGCCUUUUCUAACGAUUUUCAAAAACAACACUUUCGACAGAAGUAACAGCCAUUUCGAACGUAGAUAUUUUUCCAAAGAGUUUCUCUCAAAUUUUCAACGUUUUCAGACGCACGAUGCCAGCGCGAGGAAAGGCCUCGACAAAAUGUCGACAGUUCUCUCGAACAUAUCAAAAUACGAUAGAAAACUCCACGUCGGAGCAUUUACUGCGACAUUACUUUCGAUGUGUAAUUAGAUUGUAAGUAAGAAAUCUAAUGAACAAACGCACGCGUCUAUGCGCGCCGCGACGCGCGCUCGCGCAUAGACGCCAUUGAACACUGCACGAUCGAUGAUCGCGAGAAAAAAAAACAGGUAAUCAACGCGAAAUCGAGGAUGGGAAAAGAUCCGAUCCUUGAAACAUCCUUUAGGCUUACGAUCGAGGAUUAAGAGUUUGUUAGAUGUUAAUGUCUGCGGAGCGAGUCGGCUUCGCGCUUGGUGAAGUGAUCUUCGCGCAAAAACUUUCUCGCAAAAUUCCAAAUCCUCUUAAGAAAUUCCAAUACAUGAAAUGAAAUUUUUCUGCGAGAUGUAAAGUCUUUUACGAAAGAAAUUUCACGUUUAUACGGCAAGGCGUAAUCGAGGAACCGCGUUCGAUAAAGAGAGAUUCGAACUACGGAGAUCAUUUCGACAAGAUCGCGAGGCCGAUUCGCGGGCGUGUAGAUCGAAGAUAAGGCGGAAUGAAAAGUUUAUAAGCGAGAAUAAAAUUCUUCGUGCCUCACGACUUCCGGUUGGACGACCUUUCACGCGACUACGAUAUAAUCGUUAAUUAACGGCUCGGAUAGUUAUAUGAGAACGGGAGACGAAUGGAAGAAAUUCGACCCGCAGUUAAAUUGUAAAUAUGCGGUGAGUCAAAAUGUGAAAAAUUCUCCCGAUCGUGAAAUUCGUUCCUUCGUAAGCGCAAGAACGGAAGCUCGUCGAUUCCGGAAGCACGCGAUCGGCCAGCCUAAAUUUAAGGUCUUUUUUAGAAAUUAGCGGCGGAAAGGCAGAUAUAAUAUCGCGAGGGCGACUAUCGCUGCAAUUUUGUGAAUGAGAGCAAGGGUUUGCCUGCGAGUGGAAUGUUGUGAGAUGAGCAAACGGAAGAGUGCGUCAAUGCGUAUGUUCGUUGAUAAGAAAGCAAAGCGCGAGAAUGCGAGAGUGAAAGAUGUAUUGGGAAGAGAAAAAGAGAGUGAGAGCGAAUGAAAGAUUAAGUAUGAGAAAAUGGGAUAUAAGUGUAUGUGUGAGAUAGGAGAAUAAACAAAAUUUUACUACCAAGUGGACUAGAAUCGCAACCGAUGGGCAUUAUUAAGCGAAAAUAAAAUUUUCGGAGCGUUUUUUCGACGAAGAAAAGCGUCCAAAAUUGUACCUAUUUUCAUUUUAUAAAUUAUAUAUAUAUAUGUAUAUGUAUAUGUAUAUGUAUAGAUAUACGACGACCUAAACGAUUAUUAUUGCAAGAUGUAAUUGCAAGAGAGAGAGAGAGAGAGAAAGAGAGGGAGAGUGUGUGAAA
Monomorium pharaonis (pharaoh ant) is the source of this 20268-nucleotide messenger RNA. RefSeq names its product zinc finger protein 853 (gene dati). The record is from RefSeq and is a predicted model, not a curated record. Lineage: Eukaryota; Metazoa; Arthropoda; Insecta; Hymenoptera; Formicidae. Gene Ontology annotation, biological process: regulation of transcription by RNA polymerase II; central nervous system development. Gene Ontology annotation, cellular component: nucleus. The transcript is spliced from 13 exons. The coding region runs from base 164 to 3313 and encodes 1049 amino acids. Gene Ontology annotation, molecular function: RNA polymerase II cis-regulatory region sequence-specific DNA binding; DNA-binding transcription factor activity, RNA polymerase II-specific.